This is a messenger RNA of Salarias fasciatus (jewelled blenny), 952 nucleotides long. RefSeq names its product small nuclear RNA activating complex, polypeptide 5 (gene snapc5). Lineage: Eukaryota; Metazoa; Chordata; Actinopteri; Blenniiformes; Blenniidae. The transcript has 4 exons. Bases 178 to 540 code for a protein of 120 amino acids. Gene Ontology annotation, cellular component: nucleus. The record is from RefSeq and is a predicted model, not a curated record. Gene Ontology annotation, biological process: transcription by RNA polymerase II; transcription initiation at RNA polymerase III promoter.
AAAGCGUCUGCAACCCGGAAGUGGAACCAAACUUUAGCUCGUAGCUGUAGCACAACAACAAAACAACGACCAUCAGAGCCACGCUGAAACCCCAUCGCCAGUCUCCACGUUAGAAUGGAGCUGUAGGCAGGACUUUCAAAGAGAGCGCUGAGGAAUGGUCUGACUGCAGCAGUCAACAUGCACAGCCGUCUGCAGGAGCUGAAGAAGGAAGAGGAGACUCUCCUCAAAAUCAAAGUCAUGCUACAAGACCAGCUGAACAGGUUGAAGUUUGAAGAAGGAGCAUUGAAGUCUAUAAUAAAUGCUCAAACAGAAGGGGGAGCCUCUCAGCGUUGGUCCCCGGAACCUGAGGUUCACAUUAACGUUGAUGACGAGAGCGAGAUCAACCGAACCAAGCUGCUACUGAACGCUGCUGUGGAUUGUGACAUGGAGGAGGACGAGGAGGAGGAAGAUGAAGAUGAAAAUGAGGAGGACGAAGAAGGAGAAGGUGACCAAGAGCUUGAGUUUAUGCCCGAAGAGGAUGAGGACGAAGACGAUUACUGAGAUUCACGAUCGGUGGUUUACUUGUUCUCCUGUUUCGUAUCAUUUGUCGGGAAGUUUAAUUUAUUUGGACGGAUUGAGUUACAGUUCCAGUGUAGUUAUGUGUGGUGCUAGCAACACGCUCUCUUUUUUUUGUCAGGGUUGAAGGCACAUCAGCAGAAUCUCAAACAGUGUACGUCAUGUUUGGAAAUUGAUGCAGUGAGACAGUGUUAUUGAGUGCUUCUAGAUUAUUAAGCAUAUUGUGCAUUUUAGACAAUAAGAAAGAGAGCAGCAAUUCACUCAAGAAUCCAAAAUACAGAAGUGUUGGUAUGUGUUUGUGGAUGAAAAUAUAUGGCUGGGCCAUAUGAGAACCUAGUAUGUAUGCAUUAAGUAAGAAAUGAUCAUUGUAAGCACAAAAUAAAUGUUUUGCAUAUGU